Gopherus evgoodei (Goodes thornscrub tortoise) is the source of this 5467-nucleotide messenger RNA. RefSeq names its product calcium voltage-gated channel auxiliary subunit alpha2delta 2 (gene CACNA2D2). Gene Ontology annotation, cellular component: voltage-gated calcium channel complex. The coding region runs from base 45 to 3395 and encodes 1116 amino acids. The record is from RefSeq and is a predicted model, not a curated record. Gene Ontology annotation, molecular function: voltage-gated calcium channel activity. NCBI's taxonomy places the organism in Eukaryota, Metazoa, Chordata, Testudines, Testudinidae. The transcript has 39 exons.
GCUCGCCGCUGCUCGCCCUUCCCCGCUGCAUCUUUCAUGGCAACAUGGCGAUGCCGGCGCAGCCCCGCCGCGCGGCUCCCCUCGGCUCGCUCCUGCUGCUCCUGCUGCUGGCCGCCCCCGCCGCCCACGGCUACAGCUUCCCGCAGCACUACACGAUGCAAUACUGGACCAGAAGGCUGGAGCAGGAGAUUGAUGGAGUGAUGAGGCUAUUUGGUGGUGUCCAGCAGCUCAGAGGGAUCUACAAUGACAACAGGAACCUGUUCGAGGUCAAGGAGAAUGUCCCCAAGAAAUUAGUGGAGAAAGUGUCGGGAGACAUUGAGAGCCUGUUGGCCAAGAAAGUCCGGGCUUUAAAGAGACUUGCUGGUGCGGCUGAGAAGUUCCAGAAAGCCCACCGUUGGCAGGACAACAUCAGGGAGGAGGAUAUUGAAUACUACGACUCCAAGGCAGACACGGAAUAUGACGAUCCAGAGGGAGAAGAGUUUGAAAGGGAGAAGUCCAACUCCCUGAAGCUGGAGUUUACCGAAGAUGUGAACUUCAAAACCAAGGUUAACUAUUCAUAUGCCGCCGUGCAGAUCCCUACCGACAUCUACAAAGGCUCCACCGUGAUCCUCAAUGAGCUGAACUGGACUGAAGCCCUGGAGGACGUGUUUAUCGAGAACCGGAAGGAAGAUCCGACUCUGCUGUGGCAGGUCUUCGGCAGUGCCACUGGCGUGACCCGCUACUACCCAGCCACCCCCUGGAGAGCUCCCAAUAAGAUCGACCUGUACGACGUCCGCAGGAGGCCUUGGUAUAUCCAAGGGGCCUCCUCUCCAAAGGACAUGGUGAUCAUCGUGGACGUGAGCGGCAGUGUCAGUGGCCUCACCCUGAAGCUGAUGAAGACGUCAGUCUGCGAGAUGCUGGACACCCUUUCGGAUGACGACUACGUCAAUGUGGCUUCGUUUAACGAGAAGGCAAAACCUGUGUCCUGCUUCAAGCACCUGGUCCAGGCCAACAUCCGCAACAAGAAAGUCUUCAAAGAAGACGUGCAGGAGAUGGUGGCCAAGGGGACGACUGAUUACAAAGCCGGCUUUGAGUACGCCUUUGACCAGCUGCAAAACUCCAACAUCACGCGAGCCAACUGCAAUAAGAUGAUCAUGAUGUUCACGGAUGGCGGGGAAGACCGGGUCCAGGAUGUGUUUGAGAAGUACAACUGGCCCAAUAAAACAGUGCGAGUGUUCACCUUCUCGGUGGGGCAGCACAACUACGACGUGACCCCCCUGCAGUGGAUGGCUUGUGCCAACAAAGGUUACUACUUCGAAAUUCCCUCGAUUGGGGCCAUCCGAAUCAACACACAGGAGUACCUGGACGUGCUGGGGAGACCGAUGGUCCUGGCAGGGAACAAAGCAAAACAGGUUCAAUGGACCAAUGUCUAUCAGGAUGCUCUGGGCCUGGGCUUGAUGGUGACCGGCACCCUGCCAGUGUUUAACCUCACAGAGGAUGGCGGCAGCAACAGGAAGAACCAGCUCAUCCUGGGCGUGAUGGGAAUCGACGUGGCUCUCAAUGACAUCAAGAAGCUGACGCCGCGCUACAACCUAGGGGCUAACGGCUACAUCUUCGCCAUCGAUCUCAAUGGAUAUGUCCUGCUGCAUCCAAACCUGCAACCUCAGAUCAUCAAUUUCCGAGAGCCUGUGACCCUGGACUUUCUGGACGCUGAGUUGGAGGAUGAGAACAAGGAGGAGAUCCGGAGAAGUAUGAUCGAUGGCAGCGAAGGGCAGAGAGUCAUCAAGACCCUGAUCAAAUCCCUGGAUGAGCGAUACAUCGAUGAAGUCAUCAGGACCUACACCUGGGCCCCUAUCAAAAGCACCAAUUACAGCCUGGGGCUAGCCUUGCCACCUUAUAGCACGUACUACAUCCGGGCAAACCUCAGCGACCAGAUCCUCCAAGUGAAGUUACCAAACAUCAAAAUGAAGGAUUUUGAAUUCCUGCUGCCAAACAGCUUUGAGUCCGAGGGACAUGUAUUCAUUGCUCCCAGAGAAUAUUGCAAAGACCUUGACCUGUCGGAUAACAACACAGAAUUCCUGGAAAACUUUAUCGCCCUCAUGGAAAAGGUGACCCCAGACUCCAAACAGUGUGACAACUUCCUCCUUCACAACCUGAUCCUGGACACAGGAAUCACCCAGCAGCUGGUGGAGAGGGUGUGGAAGGACCAGGACCUCAAUACGUACAGUCUCUUGGCCGUGUUUGCAGCCACGGAUGGUGGCAUCACCCGAGUUUUCCCUAACAAAGCUGCCGACGACUGGGAAGAGGACCCGGAACCCUUCAAUGCCAGCUUCUAUCGGCGCAGUCUAGACAACAGGGGGUAUAUCUUCAAACCGCCCUUCCGGGACUCCAGCUACAGAGGGCUGGAAUUCGAAAACAACACGAUUGGGAUCCUGGUCAGCACAGCUGUGGAGCUCAGCAUUGGCGGGAGGACCCUGAAGCCAGCAGUGGUUGGAGUGAAGCUUGACCUGGAGGCUUGGGCUGAAAAGUUUAAAGUCCUGGCAAGUAAUCGGACAGACCGGGAUCAGCUGGGAACGCGUAGGUGCGACCCCUCCACGAGCUGCGAGAUGGACUGUGAGGCCAACAACAAGGACCUCAUUUGUGUUCUUAUUGACGAUGGAGGCUUUCUGGUGCUCUCCAACCAGGAAGAUCAUUGGUACCAGGUGGGGAAGUUUUUCAGCGAAGUGGAUGCUAAUUUGAUGUCUGCCCUCUACAACAACUCCUUCUUCGCACGGAAGGAGUCCUACAACUUCCAGUCGGUGUGCACCCCGGAAGCUCAGAGCAACACAGGAGCUGCCCCUAGAGGGGUGUUUGUGCCCACCAUGGCAGAUUUCCUGAACCUGGCUUGGUGGACAUCAGCUGCCGCAUGGUCUUUGUUCCAGCAGCUCUUGUACGGCCUCACCUACAGCAGCUGGUUUCAAACAGAGGAUGUGACAGCAGACAGCAUGGAGUCCAGAGAGACCAGCUGCAUCAUGAAGCAGACACAGUACUACUUCAGCACCGUCAACGCCACCUAUAAUGCUAUAAUUGACUGUGGAAACUGCUCCAGACUGUUCCACGCACAGAGGCUCACCAAAACCAAUCUGCUGUUCGUUGUAGCGGAUAAGCCGAUGUGCAGCCAGUGUGAGUCCACCAAGCUCCCUCAGGCGGAGAUACGAGCUCCACCGAGAGAUCCAAAUCAGUGUGAGCUGGUAGACAAGCCCCGAUACCGAAAAGGCCCCCACAUCUGCUUUGACUACGAUGCAGCGGAAGAUACCUCAGACUGCGGCAGAGGGGCCUCCUUCAAACCCUCUCUCAGCGUCUUGUUAUCCAUGCAGCUGCUGCUCCUCUACUUGACUGCCAGCCGCCAGCCUCUGUCCUCGGCAUCUUGCCUUUAAAACGUCCGUCUAGUCCAACCCAUCCAUUUUUCUUUUGUUAAAAACUCCAUCUCCAUCCUCUCCAGGCGUGUUGGAAAAGGGCAACUUCUUCUCGUCCCAUCCGCUCUGGUUACACCUUGGCUGUGGCUCAUGAGGACCUCCUCUCGCUCCACUGAGGAGCCUGGAAUAUCUUUUUCUUUUUCCUUUUGCUUUGUUUCCCAUCCUCUCCAACCUGGCCUUGCCUUUCUAGCGUCUCUGUGCAGAAGGUUGGCAAGAACUGAGCUUGAGCAAGACUUGGGGAAUCACAACCCAUUUGAGGCUUCUGUUCUUCAGACAGCGAGUGUCCUUGAGCUCUUGACUCCUUGACCCCGUCCUCAUCCUUCCAUUGAGCUGUUGGCCAAAUACGAAGAACAGUGACCUGGUUUUUUGGUUUGGUUUUCUUUUUUUUUGCUCUUUUCCUCAUGGAACCUGUGGAAUUCUAGAAGAUUUUGUAGUUUCCAUUGAGAGAUGUCUUACCAUUUUGCUGUCUUAAAGUAUUUAACCGGCUUACUCUUGUGUUUGAUAUAAUCCACCCUCCUGCCCCUCCCAUCCAAACAAAACACAAAACAAAAUAGAAGAGAAAAAAAUGAUGUUUUCUUGCCAAAUCGAGACAAGUCUUGUUAACUUCUCAACCAAUCACCGUGGCUUCUUGAACUCAAAAAACAACCGAUGUUAUAUUUUAUAAUGUCCUCAUUUGCUUCUCCAUGCCGCCCAAUCCCUAGGUGCUUUCCUACACUGUCCCGUCCAAGUCUCACCUUAUUUACAUCCAUCUUAUUCCAAUCUUCAAUUAUUAUUUUGUAGCCUGAGGAUUUUAAACCAUAUCUUUCUACAUCUGCUUUCCAAUGUUUUAGCCUGAAGAAGUACAAAUAUUUAUUGUCAGCAACAAGGACACACACACAAAAAAAGAAACUUGAAUUGAAUGUCAUGGUCAGUAUUAUUUAUUUAAAUUGAUAACUCUGUAGUGGGGAAGUGGGAGAGGGGAUCCAAGCCCUUCAGCAGCCAUUCAUGUGCAUCAUUCUAGCCCUGGCAUACAGUGCGGUGGGACUAACCAUGGCUAAGAAGAACUUUCUGGUCCAUGUUGUUGCCUCAUUCACCAGAUAUAUCCUCGCAUUACAACUCAGGCUGGAUAACAGAUGCCCCUGGACAGUAGACCCAAGGGUACAUUGUCAGGAAGCUUGGCUAAGGGUUCAUGGGGCUCUCUGUGGACCAGACUACCACCACUGGGGCAGGCACUGCCCACUCCUUUGAGUAGCAUGCCCUGAUCCUGUGUGCUGAUUCAUUCUCCACCAGGCAUGCAGAGCUGGAGAGGAUCCAACAGGGCCUUUUAAAACACCCAGGGCUUGAUAUAAGGAGGGUACUGAGCCCCCACAGCUCCCAUUGACCUCAGUGGGGUUCAACACCUCCAAAGAACUCAGCCCAAGCUUGCCCCUGUGUGUAACUGUUAAGUCAGCAGAGAUACACCAGGGUGCAUUUGGCCCUCACACCCCAAAUACCACCCCAGAGGGACUGGCAUCCAGGACAGCUCUACUAGAGGAGGAGGGUCUCUGAACUGAGCCCCCCCAAAUGGCUAAGUGGUGCCCUCAUGUCACUCCUAUUGACUCCGCCUCUGAGGGGAGAGUUUAACCUUACGUACCUUUGGCCAUUGGUUACCCCAUGUGAGCCUGGUGGACGCUUGGGAAGGGACAUGCGCUAGUGAGGGGUUUUGGCCACAGAGCAGGGGGUCAGGCCCCCAGAGGGGUCGGUUCAGUCUCCCAAAACAGCAUGCAGGGCAAGAGAAGGAGGAAGAUGCUACACAGGCAGCAGUAACGUGCCAGGUGCACCACCAGCAGGGAGAUGCCAUGGUGCAUUUGACACAUUAUUCCCUGGGUGCCCACGGCCCUGGUUUUCACAGUCGGAAUGCCUCAUUUCAUGAUGUGAGUUACCCUGGGCCUGUGAAGCACUCAGAUGUCUGGGAGGGGGCAGAACAUCUGGAUCUUAGGGUCUCGUUAACUGGGGGUACGUCUUCACUACCCGCCAUAUUGGCGGGUAGCAAUCGAUUUCUCGGGGAUCAAUAU